Messenger RNA from Colletotrichum spaethianum, 1776 nucleotides. RefSeq names its product target of rapamycin complex 1 subunit mip1. Lineage: Eukaryota; Fungi; Ascomycota; Sordariomycetes; Glomerellales; Glomerellaceae. Bases 1 to 1776 code for a protein of 591 amino acids. The transcript has a single exon. The record is from RefSeq and is a predicted model, not a curated record.
AUGUCUCGUUACUCCAAAGCGGCUCUACGUGCUUUGGCGGUCAGAGCCAGCACAUCUUCUCUUACCGAUGUCUGCACUGUUGAGAAUGUUCAGAACGCUUUGCCUUCCAACGGUACUCUUCUCGGAAUCGACCUUCUUCCUUCGACCGUCACCGCCUUCCCAGUUUACAAUGCCACCACUGGCGGAGGCAUGAUGAACUCCGGCAAUAGCUCCGGCACAACAUACACCUACUGCAACGUCACGGUCCAAUACACCCAUACUGGCAAGGGUGAUGUCGUCGUUGUCAAGUAUGCCCUUCCGAGCCCCGAUGACUUCAAGAGUCGAUUCUACGUAGCCGGAGGAGGCGGCUUCUCACUAUCCAGCGAUGCCACCGGCGGUCUAUCUUAUGGCGCUGCAGGAGGUGCCACCGAUGCCGGCUAUGAUGCAUUCAUCAACAGCUAUGAUGAGGUUGUUCUUUACGGCAACGGCUCCAUUAACUGGGACGCCACCCAUAUGUUCGGGUACCAGGCUCUGGGUGAGAUGACCCAGGUCGGCAAAGCCAUCACCAAAGGCUUCUACAGCUUGGCCGCCGACGACAAGGUCUACACCUACUAUGAGGGAUGUUCUGACGGUGGCCGCGAGGGUAUGAGCCAGGUUCAGCGCUGGGGCGAGGAAUAUGACGGAGUCAUUGCAGGCGCUCCCGCUUUCCGGUUUGCCCAGCAACAAGUUCUUCACGUCUAUUCGUCUGCCGUUGAGCACACUCAAAACUACUAUCCUCCUCCUUGCGAGUUAGCCAAAAUCGUCAACUCCACCAUUGCCGCCUGCGACGGUCUCGACGGACGCGUCGAUGGUGUUAUAUCUCGCACUGAUCUUUGCAAGCUCCAGUUCGACCUGAAGUCAAUUAUUGGGGAGUCUUACUACUGUGCCGAGAAGAACAGCACUUCCCUUGGGUUCGGUUUCAACAAGAGACAAGCCCAGGGCAGCACCACCAGCUACCAGCCCGCCCAAAAUGGCACUGUAUCUGAGCAGGGAGUCGCUGUUGCUCAAGCUAUCUACGACGGUGUCUUCAAUGCCGAGGGUCAGCGUGCCUACCUGUCUUGGCAGAUCGGUUCCGAGCUCGGUGACGCUUCCACGACCUACAACUCCGAGACUGAUGCUUGGGAGCUCAGCAUUCCAUCUACAGGCGGCGAAUACGUCACAAAGUUCGUCCAGCUCCUCGAUCUCGACAAUUUGUCCGACCUCAAUAACGUCACUUACGACACUCUCGUUGACUGGAUGAACACUGGCAUGAUCCGUUACAUGGAUAGCCUCCAAACCACCCUUCCUGACCUAACACCCUUCCAAACCUCGGGUGGCAAGCUUCUACACUACCAUGGCGAGUCUGACUCCAGCAUCCCUGCCGGGUCCUCUGUUCACUACUGGCAAUCCGUUCGCUCCGUCAUGUAUCCUAAUUCUUCCGAUGAGGAGGCUCUCAGAUCCCUCGAGGACUGGUACCAGCUCUACCUGGUCCCUGGUGCCGGUCACUGCGGUACUAAUAGCCUCCAGCCUGGCCCCUACCCCCAAAACAAUAUGGACACCAUGAUUGAUUGGGUUGAAAAUGGGAACAAGCCUAGCCGCCUUAACGCCACCGUCUCUUCUUCUACCAACGUCAAUGCUGGCGAGACCCAGAUGCUCUGCCAGUGGCCCACUCGUCCGCUGUGGCGCGGCAACAGCUCGGAAUUCAACUGCGUCAACGAUGAGAAGUCUAUUGACAGCUGGACCUACACUUUUCCCGCUUUCAAGGUCCCUGUUUACUAA